AUGAAAAUCGUUUACGACGUAUUCCAAAAAGAUAACACAUAUGGGGAGGGUAAAUACUUUCUACCGACGGAAGUCGCGCUGCAUAAUACACAGGUCGAUUGUUGGGUAUCCUAUCUUGGCGGAGUAUACGAUUUAACGAAGCUUUGUAAAGAUUGGGCCAAUACGAGAGAGAUUAAACCGAUAUUAGCUUAUGCCGGCAAAGAUAUAAGUCAUUGGUUUGAUCACGAAAAGAAUGAUAUUAGGUAUCACGUGCAUCCCGUUACGGGUGUGCUAGUACCGUAUUGUCCUCAUGGUCCGAUACCGGAUGUUACGUCCUCCGUGGUACCCACGACUACCUGGCGUCCGUUAAAUAAAUGCCCUUGGUGGCUUGACGAAAAAUAUAGAAAGGGAAACUUAACCAAAAACGCAAGACCAUGUAGAAUUUUAAAUACUCUAACCGGCACACAAGUUGUUAUAAUGGUUUGCGAAGAAGAUUCUAUCAGGCGCAUUCAAGAACGUGCUCUCAUUUAUAAUGCAAACGGAAUGUCUUAUACAUGGAAGUUCGAAGGGAAGGACAUACAUCUUGAUUUAACCCUUACGGAAAAUGGUAUCCCGGAUGAAAGGGAACGUUUUGCCGCUUGCGGUAUAGUUGAAGACUAUUAUAUCCCAUGUCUUAUGUGUUAUUACAAUGAUAAACCAGAUGAUACAUCACCGGAUGAAUAG
Molecule: messenger RNA, 702 nt
Organism: Ceratina calcarata
Lineage: Eukaryota; Metazoa; Arthropoda; Insecta; Hymenoptera; Apidae
Product: cytochrome b5 domain-containing protein 1
Exons: 3
Coding region: 1-702 (233 amino acids)
Source: RefSeq, a predicted model, not a curated record